AUGUGCUUUGGAAAACUAGUAAUCCACAAACCAUCUCUUUCCCAGCUUCAGUCUCUCGUUACUGAUGCGCUCCAUGGCAAAGGGUUUCACAUAAUAGAAGACUAUCUGCAGCAGAAAGAGAGCUAUGUGCCUCAAAAAUAUAACCACCUCUUCCUGCACCAUCUCGACAGAUCGAUAAAUGAGGAACUGGAUAAAAAGGAGUUCCAGAAUUGUUCCCUGCUGCUGAAAUGUAUCCAGAGAUUCCUUAAAGACAACGGGGACCAAAAGGAACCCUUGUUAAUUCAGCAAGGGCUGGUCCCAAAGAUGGUUUCCUGGUUUGAAAUGGUAACAGGAUUUCUGACGACAAAAGACACGGCCUCAGAUGCACUGCUGACGAAGGCGUUGGAAGACUUCCUCGACACUGCACUGAUCAUUUCCAGGCACAGCAGGAAAGGGACAAUCCAGAUGCUGGAUUCCUUCCUACUUAGUUUAGGACGGCUGGUGGCGGACUGCACUGUGGAGCUCUCCAUUCAUCAGGAGGCGCUGAGUACCCUGAACUGCAUUCUGGACGCUGCACCCCGGAAAGAGAGAAGAAAGCUCUCUUCAGCAGAAGGCACGUGCAGUGUUAUGAAAGAAUUGGCAAGGACAAUCUUGACCGUGGGAGAUUAUAACCAGCAGGUUGCUCUAUCCGAGACAUUGUGUAGAAUGACCUUCAGAACACUGAGGAAUGAGCUUGCUCUUCAGUGGUUUGAUGAUGCAGUCCUGGCUGAAGCUUUCAAAGAAAUUAAGAACCAGGAUUUUGAGACGGACUGUCGCCAGUUUCUCAAUUUCCUGAACAACCGACUCGGAGAUGAGAGAAGGGUCUACUCAUUCCCAUGCUUGGCGGCUUUUGCUGAUGAGCAGGAGUUGAGAAAACCAGCAGAUGAAAAACUAGAGGAAUUUUGGAUUGAUUUCAAUCUAGGAAGCCGGAGUGUGACUUUUUAUAUAGAUAAUGAAGAGAGUGUUUUGUGGGAGCCAGUACACCUUCCGAAGGAAGCAGUGCUCGGGUUCAGCGUAACAGAAAAUAAUAGGAUGAAGAUGUUCAUCAUUUACCUGAAGGAGCCAAUUAUUAUCAACAAAAAAGAAGCAAAGACAAUAGAAAUCCACUUCGACAGGCAACUUGACAUAUCACAAGCUUCACUUCGAGCUUUGAGAGGGGACAAACAGGUGGCUUCAUUUCAGAUUCCUGUUUUGGUAAAAGUCUCCCCUGGCCUUGAAAAAGAAGAUGGUAAGAUUCCUAGUAGCUCCAAACAAGAAGCGGAGCACGCAGAAGAAUCCACAGCCCUGCCAGGGUUCGUGGAUGAUGAAGAUGACCGUUGCAUCAUAACUUGCAGCUUGAAUGUUCAAUCAGAGCUUGCUGUGAGUAAAGGGAGCUGGGAAAAGAAGGUGGGGAAGGACAAUUCUGCCUUCAGGAGGGACAGAGAACAAGACGGGAGGAUGCCGUUUAAUUACAGGAAACAUCACUUUUUUGAGAGUAAUGAAGAUUCAAGUUCAAGUGCCAGUGAACGAUCUUGGACCCAGAAUUACAAACGGAAAUCCCUAAGAACAUAUUCCCAGAGAAGGAAGCCAAGAGUCAGGUCUCUAAGGAUCCUACCGCUUUCGCUUUCCUCCAUCAGUAGUGGCAGAGCUCGUGAGAAAGAUCAGGUUACACUAACACCAGCAUGGAAAGGCAUCUCCAGGCAAAAUGAUACCAUUCUUCCAACAUCUUCUCAGACAAAACUACAAGGGAGUUCUGUGCUUUUAACGCCUGUGGCAACUACACCAAAAACAGAACUUGGAACUCCUCAUCCAUCGGCCAGUUUCUCUUCCUUCGAGUACCCAGAAGUUGAAGAAAAUGUCCCUCAGAUUGUGAGCCGAGAAUUGUUCAUGGAAAACAGCAUCAAACACAAGCUGGAAAAUUCAGAAUACAGAUAGAUGCCAGAUGGAAGUAUUGCUGCCCCGAAGCAAUCAAGAUUGGAAGAUGCUCCAGGAUCCCCCGCUGUGACAGAUAUUUCUACUCCAUCCCAAGAAGACGUGCCAGAUAGCGCAAAUAGCUCUGCUUUGAAAACAGCCCUUGAAAACUUCACUAGAGACAUGAAAAGAAAAUUUGAGGUAUCUCUCAAGCAGAAAGAAAUUCCACUUUCUUUAGAGAAGGCGAAGGACGUGCCAGGCUGCCUCAUCAGACUUUGGAACCAGAUAUACACGUGCAGACUGAACAAGCUGGAGAGGUUUCACAGUUCGGUUCUUCAGGAGCUGAGCAACUUGGAGGAGAAUCUUCAGGGUCUCAAACGCCUCGAAGAGGAUGGUCUGGCAAGUUCCUUGUUUGUCCUGUCUCUGGGAAGAAAGAGCUAA
Molecule: messenger RNA, 2349 nt
Organism: Microtus oregoni (creeping vole)
Lineage: Eukaryota; Metazoa; Chordata; Mammalia; Rodentia; Cricetidae
Gene: Sycp2l
Product: synaptonemal complex protein 2 like
Exons: 25
Source: RefSeq, a predicted model, not a curated record